GAAGAAAAAAGAGAUAGAUUAGUAGAAUGAUGAACAUGGAUGAUGUUGUGAUCCAUGUUAAAGGAGUGUUGGAGAGAGCAAACUCACCAAUAACUAAAACGUGCUGCAUCUACAGAGUACCCUUACUUAUUCGCCAACUCAACCAAAAAGCUUACACCCCAAAGGUUGUUUCCAUCGGCCCUUAUCAUCAUAACACCCACCGUCUUCGGAACAUGGAAAGACACAAAGUAAUGUAUUGCAAGUCAUUUCUCCAACGAACCAACACAAAUAUGGAAACUUGGAUCAAAUAUAUCGCAGGUAAGGAACCUCAAAUUCGUAAAUGCUACUCAGACGCAAUUCAAUUCAACACGAAAAAACUGGUAGAGAUAAUAUGCGUCGAUUCAGGUUUUAUACUCGAACUCUUUUGGAUAGCUCACCACUAUAGGACAUCCGAGACGUAUCUCUCAACACCAUGGUUUGAAAAUGCAAUAUUUUCUGAUCUGUUGUUGCUCGAGAACCAACUUCCUUUUUUUGUUCUCAAUGAUCUCUUCGGUUUGUCUGUCGACGAUGACACCACAUCAUUUAUCCAGCUUACGUUUGAAUAUUUUCAGUAUUUCAAUAAGUCCAAUCUGUCACAUAGCCAUAUUACAUGUCAUCACUUCACGGAUCUGUUACGAACAUUUCAUUUAUAUGAAAGAGAAAAAACCACAAGGAUUUUCCACACAUGGCCACAUAUCCCUAGUGUCACUAAGUUGUCAGAAGCAGGAAUAAGGUUUGCAAGCAUCAAAACUAAUUGCUUACUGAACUUGAGUUUUUCAAAACGGGUUCUUAAAAUCCCAAAAUUCAAAAUGACUGAUAACACCGAACUGUGGUUUCGCAACAUGGUGGCUUUGGAGCAGUUUCACUAUCCCAAAGAAGCCUACAUAACAGAGUAUGCUCUUCUUCUGCAAUAUCUAGUAAACUCAGGGAAGGAUGUGGAUAUACUGGUUAAAGAGGGAAUUAUGGAGAAUUUAUUAGGUGACAGUGAUGUUGCAGCAGAAAAGACUAAACGUCUUUGCAGAAAUAUCGUUCUCUCAGAUUUUAGUUCUGAUUACAUUUCUCUUUGGCAAGACUUGGAUGCUUUGUAUAAAAGUCGAAGUCUUAAAUUGAAGUCAACUCUCAGACGUGAUUACUGUAGAGGACCUUGGCAAACUGCUGCUACCUUUUCUGCAGUUAUUCUCCUUAUUCUCGCUUUUAUUCAAACAGUUUGCUCUGUUUGGCAGACAACAUAGUAUUAAAAUGUCUCACCUCAUAAUCUUGUUCCUUUCUUGUUUCUUUUUUAUGUGUGUCCUCUUUCUCUGAUUCUUCACUUACUUCUUUUCAAUGUUCUGUUUGCAGUAUCUUUUUGUUAUA
This is a messenger RNA of Vigna umbellata (rice bean), 1371 nucleotides long. Its product is annotated as UPF0481 protein At3g47200-like. The record is from RefSeq and is a predicted model, not a curated record. Lineage: Eukaryota; Viridiplantae; Streptophyta; Magnoliopsida; Fabales; Fabaceae.